Ictalurus furcatus (blue catfish) is the source of this 3559-nucleotide messenger RNA. It is a transcript of the gene sirt5, whose product is annotated as sirtuin 5. The record is from RefSeq and is a predicted model, not a curated record. The coding region runs from base 2523 to 3437 and encodes 304 amino acids. NCBI's taxonomy places the organism in Eukaryota, Metazoa, Chordata, Actinopteri, Siluriformes, Ictaluridae. The transcript is spliced from 10 exons. Gene Ontology annotation, molecular function: protein-succinyllysine desuccinylase activity; protein-malonyllysine demalonylase activity; NAD+ binding.
AUUCCAAAAGGUUCACAUAAAUUUUUUUGCCACUGUAUGUUCUUGUUGAACAUCCCGUUCCAGAUUUAUUCCUCCUUUACUGUUAUAAUAACCUCCUCUCUUCUGUGAAGGCUUUCCAUUAGAUUUUGGAGCGUGGCUGUGGGGAUUUGUGUUCAUUCAGCUACAGGAGCAUUAGUGAAAUCAGGUACUGAUGUUGGGUGAGGAGUCUCCAAUUCCAGUUCAUCCCAGAGGUGUUCAGUGGGGUUGAGUUCAUCCAAACAAACUUUGACAAACCAUUCCUUCAUGGAUCCCACUUUGUUCACAUGGACACCGACUAUGUUUACAUACACAUCAAAUUCCGUUUAAGGUCUAUUUUCGGGUUGCAGCCAUCGUCCGAAUACGAUGUUCAUAUGCGUGCAGGCAUUGGAAUAUUCCUGUAUACAUGGUUGUGGUUUAGGAAGUUUGCCAUUCCUAAAUACUGAGCCUACAGAUAAGCAUCUGUUAGCACCCACAAUUAUUGCAGACUGAGCAUGUGCAUAGUCAUGUGAAAAAAUAAGCACAUCCCAUGGAAAUUGUUGACUUUUUGAUCAAAUUUGGACAAGCAAACAUUUGAUCAUCUAUUGAAACAGUGUUUAUUAAUGAAGCUGAUAUACUUGAACAUGGAAAAUUGGCUUUUUUCCCACCAAUCUUUUAUUCAACAGAAAUAGCAAUAGAUGUAUGAUUCAUCUGUGGAAAAAGUAAGUACACCCUUGGCCUCAGAAGCUAGUAUUGCCCCCUUUAGCAGUAAUAACUUCUUGUAGACAUUUUGCAUAACUGUCCACCAGGCUUGCUGGAAUAUUUGACCACGCUUCCAUGCAAUAUUCUUUCGGUUUCAAGAUGUUUGAGGGUUUUCUGCCUGUUUCAAAUCCCCCCACAACAUUUAAAUGGGAUUCAAAUCCGGGCCUUGACUAGGCCAUUCCACAACCCUCCAUUUCUUCUUUUUGACCCAUUCCUUGGUGGAUUUGCUAGUGUGCUUAGGAACAUUAUCCUGUUGAAAGGUCCACUUUCGGUUCAAUUUCAACUUUUUGACAGAUGGCCUCACAUUAUCUUCAAGCACUCUUUGAUGCAGAAUUCAUAGCUGAACCAAUGAAUGCAGGCUUUCCAGUCCCUGAGGCAGCGAAGCAACUCCAAACCGUAACAUUUCCACCACCGUGCUUCACAGCUGUUAUGAGGUGCUUCUCCUGAAAAGCUGUCUUUGGUCAGCGCCAAACAUGUCUGCUGUUACUGUGGCCAAACAGCUCUAUCUUUGAUUCGUCUGUCCAGAGCACAUUAUUCCAAAAGGCCUGGUCUUUGCCUAUAUGCUCAUUGGCAAACUGUAGUCUUGCUUUAAUGUUCUAUUUAGACAGCAAAGGUUUUUUCCUGGCACGCUUCCCAUGCAAAUCAAAUUCAUGCAAUCUCAUUCUGAUUGUAGAAGCAUGCAGUUUGACACCAACAGUUGCAAGACUUACUAGCAGAUACUGUGAUGAAAUUUUGGGGUUCUUGGAGACUUCUUUUUGCAUCAGAUGGCCUGCUCUUGGGCUGAAUUUGCUGGGACAGCCAGUCCUGGACAAAUUGGUAGUCGUUUGAAAUCUGCACCAUUCGUAGAUCAUAGUUCUUACAGUGGAAUGAUGUAUUUAAAAUAAUUUGGAGAUCUUUUUAAAUCCCUUGCCAGACUCAUAGGCAUCCACAACCUUUUUUCUGAAGGCCUUACAGAACUCUUUAGAUCUUGGCAUGAUAACACCACACACCUCAGUAGCAAAGACACCAGACACUAGAUAUGAGAGGGGUAUCAGUAGAACUCCCUAAGCAGGUUCUAAUCACUAGCACCCAAUCUUCAACACCUGAUUCUAAUUUUACGGAUUUGAAGGUGUGAUAAAUGUAGGGGUGUACUUACUUUUUGUUGUACUUUUGUUAAUUUAAAUUGUGAAAAUUACUACAAAAUGUAAAUUUUAUGUGUCAUUUGAUCAUGUAUCACCUUUUAUUAAUAGGCACUGUUUCAAAGCGGAUCAAAUGUUUGCUUGUCCAAAUAUGUCAAAAAACCCAACAAUUUCCAUGGGGUGUACUUAUCUUUUCACAUGACUGUAUAUCUCCUUUCAGUAGAUUUUCUGAAUAAGGUAACAAAUGCAACAAAUUUCUGAUUAAAACAGGCAUAUUCCAGGGGAGGGAAUCAGAAUUUGGGGAAUCAGAAUAUUGUGUUAAUCUGAAUCGGGCAAUCAGAUUGUGGCGUUUACGUAACUCAGUACUAAUUAGAAUAUUGCCAAAUUCCAGAUUAAUAUCCGAAUAUUGACGUGCAUGUAAACAUAGUCGUUGUCAUGCUGGAAUAGGUUUGGGCCUCUUAGAUCCAGUGGAGGGAAAUUGUUUUUUUAUACCGUAGCUUUACGUUCUAUACAAUUGUGUGUUUUCCACAUUGUGGCAACAGUUUGGGGGAAGGAAAACAUGGGUGUGAUGGUCAGAUGUCCACAAACUUUUGGACAUAUAGUAUAUGUGAGAGUUGGGUGUGACUUUUUAUUUUUUUUGGAGCCUUGAUGAUUGUGCAGAGGUUGGUGAGCAAGGCUGCAACCCUUCAGCUUUGUGCCAGAGUCAAAUUCACCUGGUGGGCACAUAAGAUGGCCAGACCAAGCUCAGAUUUAGCAGCUUUUCGUAAAGACUUUGCUAAGGCCAAGCACAUAGUGAUACUCACAGGAGCUGGAGUCAGUGCAGAGAGUGGAGUGCCAACCUUCAGAGGAGCUGGUGGCUACUGGAGAAAGUGGCAGGCUCAGGAUUUGGCCACCCCAGACGCAUUCUCCCGUGAUCCAUCCCUGGUUUGGGAGUUUUAUCACUAUAGGCGUGAGGUUAUGUGCAGUAAGGAGCCAAAUCCAGCCCACUUGGCAAUAGCAGAGUGUGAGGCGCGCCUCAGCCAGCAGGGGCGCUCUGUUGUUGUCGUUACCCAGAAUAUUGAUGAGCUACACCGUCGAGCAGGUUCCCAAAAUGUGCUGGAGCUCCAUGGUAGUCUGUUUAAAACUCGCUGUAUAAGCUGUGGUGAAGUUAAGGCCAACUACAAGAGCCCUAUAUGCCCUGCUUUGAAGGGGAAAGGAGCACCUGAUCCCAAAGCCAAAGAUGCCAGAAUACCAGAAGAAGAUCUUCCCAGAUGUGAGGCGCAGGGCUGUCGUGGUCUUCUGAGGCCUCAUGUCGUGUGGUUUGGAGAGUCGCUGGAUCCUGAUAUUCUGACCAGAGUGGAUCUAGAGCUGGAAAGAUGUGAUCUCUGCUUAGUGGUGGGUACGUCCUCGAUAGUUUACCCAGCAGCCAUGUUUGCUCCUCAGGUGGCAGCUAGAGGAGUGCCUGUGGCUGAAUUUAACAUGGAAUGCACACCUGCCACCAUGCGCUUUAUGUAUCAUUUUGAAGGUCCGUGUGGCAGCACUCUGCCUCCUGCCCUGGCAACCCAUGAGAGCGAGGGUGUCUGAGGACAUCCUCCUGAGCACAUCAACUUUGUGUUGUUGAUCGUGCUCUUUUACAUCCUAUCCCUGUACUUGUGUUCUGUUUGAUGUGAAGGCAAAACUGAUGAAUAAAUUACGUCUGUCUUUUA